Astyanax mexicanus (Mexican tetra) is the source of this 1107-nucleotide messenger RNA. RefSeq lists its product as uncharacterized. Lineage: Eukaryota; Metazoa; Chordata; Actinopteri; Characiformes; Acestrorhamphidae. The record is from RefSeq and is a predicted model, not a curated record. The coding region runs from base 55 to 702 and encodes 215 amino acids. Gene Ontology annotation, cellular component: external side of plasma membrane. Gene Ontology annotation, biological process: cell surface receptor signaling pathway; negative regulation of T cell proliferation; positive regulation of T cell proliferation. The transcript has 5 exons.
AGGGUCCAGUAAAGCACAGCUGACAGAGUUACAGUACUUUAGAAUUCAGUAAGAAUGCAAGUGGGCUUUUAUCUACUGCUGUUGCUCCAUUUUGGUGAAGGAUGCAUACUGCAAGACCAAGGGAAGACAAUAAUGGUUACUGCAGAUAUAAGCAGCUCAGUACUGCUGUCCUGCUACUGCUCUGACCUACAAACCACACCUGAUGCCUUCAUCUGGAGGAAACACAAAACAAACUGGGAAGACAUAGACUUUGAGAGUGAUCAGUACAGAAACAGAGUUCAGAUGUUUGAUAAUCUCUCUCCAGCUAAUCUCUCUCUACUCAUAUCACACCUGACUGAAGAGGAUACAGGAGAUUAUGAGUGCAAUGCUAAAGGGAGACAAAACAUCUACUUCAGACUGACCAUUAAAGGGUCAGGUAGCAUAGAACGCCCACUACUUGGCAACCCUAUUGUAAUCUUAUUUGCUGCUGUGGGGGUUUUAGCGCUGGUAAUGGUUCUAGGAGGAAUCAUCUGCUGUAGAUACAGAGCUCGGAGGCGAGGGCAGAUGAAAACGUGUGAGAGAAAAGAAAGGAGAAAUCAGGAAUCAAAGGAUGAUGUGACAUACUCUACCAUAGUCCACAUUAAAAGUUUAACACCAACAUCCCCAGUGAUGAACACCAGAUAUGAAUAUUCGUCAGAAUAUGCCUGCAUCAAGCUAAAUUAGCAUACAGACAUGCAUGAUUAUGUCAAAUGUUUUUGUAUUUUUUUAAGGUUCUCAGUAAUUGCUUAGCUUACAGUUAUAUGUAAAUGUAUUGUUCUUUUGCAUACAGUAUUCAUCUUUUAAAAAGUACAUUUAACUGUUUUAUUCAUUUAGCAUUUGUGAAUUUGCAUUUAUUCUGUCUGUCUGGCUUUACAAUAUUUAUAAUAUUUCUUUUGCCAGUAAAUUUCAACUUCUGCUCAGGAUAUUAUGGUUUCUGUAUGAAUGUAAGAUCUUCUUGUUUAAAAAGGAACACAGUAUGUUAUUGUGAGUUAUUAUAAACAGGUGUUACAGUAGAAUGAAUACUCAAAUACUGGAUUAAUGCUGGCUGUGCUAGAUAUUGUGUACUGUAUUCAUUAUAUUUGGACAUAU